AUGCGAACUUACUUUCUGCCUGACGGAAUCGAUUCGGCGGUUCACUGGUUACUCCUCCCAGUGAUGAAGAACGUUAGAACAAUUGUGACAGACCUUUAUUGGAUUGGAGAUUAUUGGAAAAAGGAUUCAAGAAGACUGGCGGUUUUGAAUAAAUUGAAGGAAGAACCUAAUUUGAAAUAUAUAGUCUUAACUAGAGGUGAAAACCAUGAAAAUCAAGCUGUUAAUGCUGAAUUAAUCCAAGAAUUUCAAUCUCAAGGAGUUCAAUGUCAUAUCACUCAUCACUUGACAGCUUUAGAAGUUUUGGAACUGGAUUAUAAACUCAAUGGACCAAUGAAUUAA
Molecule: messenger RNA, 339 nt
Organism: Melampsora larici-populina 98AG31
Lineage: Eukaryota; Fungi; Basidiomycota; Pucciniomycetes; Pucciniales; Melampsoraceae
Exons: 2
Coding region: 1-339 (112 amino acids)
Source: RefSeq, a predicted model, not a curated record